Molecule: messenger RNA, 1160 nt
Organism: Sus scrofa (pig)
Lineage: Eukaryota; Metazoa; Chordata; Mammalia; Artiodactyla; Suidae
Gene: MRAP
Product: melanocortin 2 receptor accessory protein
Biological process (GO): protein localization to plasma membrane; regulation of adenylate cyclase-activating G protein-coupled receptor signaling pathway
Cellular component (GO): endoplasmic reticulum; plasma membrane
Molecular function (GO): type 1 melanocortin receptor binding; type 3 melanocortin receptor binding; corticotropin hormone receptor binding
Source: RefSeq, a predicted model, not a curated record
AUCUUGCCUUUCAAGCCCCCCCCCCCCGGCCCCCGCCCCGAGGGAGGGAUCUGAUUUUCUGUCCUGACUCUGAGGGCCUCCCUGGAGCUGCACGGGGACCCCAGGCUCCCGCCUUGCAGCUCUGUUUGUUUUGAAGAUCUGUCAUCCAGGCAGGAUGAAGUGCUCCGCUCGCACGCUGAAGAUGUCAGGCACACCCCCCUGACCUUUUUCCCAGCCCAGCAGCUCUGAUGAGUGGGCAGCCCUUGAGCCUGGAGACCCACAGCCACACUUGGAUGAUUUUACAGGAAUCAGUGAGAGGUCUGAGCAGCUCCGCAGGGGCCGCCUCCCAGCGCCGCAGACAUGGCCAACAGGACCAGCGCCCCCGCCCCGUACGACAGCUACGAGUACUACCUGGAUUACGUGGACCUCAUUCCCGUGGACGAGAAGAAGCUGAAAGCCAACAAACAUUUGAUUGUCAUCGCCUUCUGGGUGAGCCUGGUGGCUUUCGUGGUGUUUCUCUUCCUCAUCCUGCUCUACAUGUCCUGGUCAGGCUCCCCGCAGACCAGGAACAACACCCAGCACCACCCAACAUGCCCCUGGAAUCUUGGCCUCAACCUCUCCCUCUGCUUCUGGAGGCACCCCGCACGCCACAGGGCUCCUGACGGACGCUGCAGCCUCCACCGAGCUUGGUUGAGGGACCAGGCAGCGGCAGAGCAUCUGGCCCCCUCCAGCGGCUGCAGUGGGAGAGCCCCUCCAUCUUGCUGCCCACCGCCCCCAGGCCCACCCUGCUCUCCUCUGGGACCUGGCCCUCAAUGGGGACCCGCAGGGCAUCCGCUGACAUCAGGAACAAGCCCAGCGAGCGCCCGCUGCAGACAGAACCUCUCGAUGUAGAACCAACACCGGCAAAUGGGGGUCAUUGCUGAAGGAACCGGGGAGUUCAAAACCAACCUGGACCCACAGGUGCCCUCUGAAGGCCUGCAUACAGGUAGCAGGCCUGCAGCCAGGUCAAGAAUGACUCUACAAGGGGCACGUCUGUGCAUUUCUCCAAGGCUGGCCAUGGCCCAUCUUGUGAGGGAAGCAGUCCCCAAAGAGCGCUCAUUUUAUUUAACCUGCCGACUUACUGCUCAUGUUUGCUUUAUAUAUGAAUUAAAGAUUAAAGAAUACUAAUCUUCGCUAUGCCA